Candidula unifasciata is the source of this 1323-nucleotide messenger RNA. Lineage: Eukaryota; Metazoa; Mollusca; Gastropoda; Stylommatophora; Geomitridae. The record is from the annotation of a GenBank genome assembly.
AUGUCCAUCCAUGUCGGACAGUUGGUGCUCUAUCUUCUCGUGGCAUGUCUCUCUGGCUGCAAAGGUCUAGAACUGACCAUUGGCCGCACACCAGGGAGCCAGUUUUGUGCACAACUUGUCUGUGACCAGACUGUCAGUCAGAAUGACCAACGCAUUUCAUUUCUCAUUGGGCUGUCAGUUUAUAACCUGACCUUAGGAAACUUCAGAGUUAAACUGGCAUCUCUCUCCCUGUUUGACCCUGAACUGUACAUUGACCCGUCUAAGGUCGAGGUCAUCAACGGGACAGGGAGCAUCACAAGAAGUCAAGGACAUCUGGAGUUAAGUUUCCAGGAUGUGGCCGACUGUCUGCAGGGAUCGCUUCUGUGCGAGUUGGACUUUGUUAAUGUCAGUGGACAGCCGGACUCUCUCAUCGAAAGCACCACUCCAUGGGACAGCAGCUCCUGCACUUUGCUGGAGGACCAGCUGAUAUUGCUGAUGGCGCGGGUUCAAAACCUGACCUCCAACACACAGACAGCUCUAGCGGCACUGGCACAAGAGAACGCCGCCCUGGAAAGCAAGGUGAACGAGUUGACACAAAAUAACACCGUACUCGAAGGCAAGAUGAAUCUACUGGCAAACCAUAAUCUGGCCCUAAAGAGCACCCUAGAUCAGGUGGUUCAACGCUUGGACACACUAGAAUCCCAGGCGAAUUCAUCCAUCGACAAACCACAGGAAACCCAGCUGGAUUGCUUCAAAGGUAUGUCAUCUACCAACCCCAGACAAGUGUUCCAGUUAUGGGGUUACAUACCUGCCCUGUGUGACACCGAGACCGAUGGUGGCGGUUGGGUCACUGUACAGAGACGAACAAGAGGUAACGUGGACUUCUACAGGGUCUGGGCAGACUACAGAAAUGGGUUUGGAACCCCUGACACCGACCUCUGGAUCGGGCUUGACGUCCUUCACAACCUCACCUCACAGGGAUACACGGAGCUCCGAUUCGACCUGCAGUAUCAAGGCAAGCCAUAUUUUGCCCACUAUUCCAACGUGAAAGUGGCUAGCGAAGUUUUCAGCUACUACCUGGAAGUGAGCGGCUACUCGGGAACGUCAGGCGACAGUUUUAGCCUCCACAACGGCCAAGCUUUCUCUACCUUUGACCGAGAUCACGACACCUCGGCUGUGAACUGUGCAGAACGUUCUCACGGAGCUUGGUGGUAUAAAAGUUGUUACGGGUCCAACCUGAACGGACUGUGGGCAGAGGACAGCGAGCAGGGUAUCAUCUGGGAGGCGAUGAGUAGCUACGUGUCCCUGGACUCUGCAGAGAUGAAAGUCAGGCUGGUACAGUAA